Penicilliopsis zonata CBS 506.65 is the source of this 2022-nucleotide messenger RNA. RefSeq lists its product as hypothetical. NCBI's taxonomy places the organism in Eukaryota, Fungi, Ascomycota, Eurotiomycetes, Eurotiales, Aspergillaceae. The record is from RefSeq and is a predicted model, not a curated record. Bases 159 to 1853 code for a protein of 564 amino acids. The transcript is spliced from 8 exons. Gene Ontology annotation, molecular function: metal ion transmembrane transporter activity. Gene Ontology annotation, biological process: transmembrane transport; metal ion transport. Gene Ontology annotation, cellular component: membrane.
CCCUCAGAUCUCUUGCGAAUGGAAAUUGAUACCACCGGCAGCACCUUGUGAAAAGGAUAUGUCUCGACGAAAGGAAACCCGAGGAGGAAUAUCGAUCCUUGAGCGACUUUUUACGGCGAAGUUGGCACGAAAUCUCCGCCGGCGCCUCUGGAGCGUUUAUGAAGCCUGCAUGUUUGAAAGCGAAGAUGAAGAAGACGAAACAACCCGACAGAGCCCAGGCGCCUCAACGGGGAAGCAAUAGCCCGGAUGCCUGUGAUAACAAAGACGGUAAUGAGAGCAGCGAGAAGGGGGGAGCCACUCAUCAGAUAAGUCAAAACUAUAAUGACAAGCACGACAUGGAGCAGAACGAUUCCACAGACGGCGUCUCUAAGGAGACCGCUUCUACUGACCGAACGUACGAAAGGGUGGCACUUUAUAUGCCCUACCUUACGUUCGGCAAAUGCUAUCGAGACGAUGCGAAGGAUGGUGAGGCGGACAAGAAUUGCCGAGACAAGUAUCAACAGCUGCUGGACGCUUAUAAGGAGAAGAUAAUUCACGGGUCGCGGACUUUCGAUCAAUUCUACUACGAUUCCAUGUCGGACAUGAAAGGUCGCGAUGCCAGUCAAGUUGUGACGCGGGCUCUCACGAACCACCAUAGCGGGGAUGGAAUCGAGACCGAGCCCUGGUGGCCAAUCCUCGCCGUUGAUCAGCUUUGGCUCUGGGUGAUUGACGAAGAGACCAUCGUCACCUGCUCUACGCACCGACGAGAUGGCCUGGCCGACCCUGUGGUGGAAAGGAUAUGGAAUUAUCUUCGGGAAAAGAAAGGCAAGGGCAAAGGACAGCCGCCACCCUCGUCUGUGGAUGAGAUGAGCAGAUUCAUUGUCAACUUUUGCACCAGUUUUGUGAACGAAACAAGCUGGGAGGCGUCUAUCUCGGGAAGACCGCAGGGGACAUGCUCGGUGGUAGAGACACAGAGCAGCCGGAAAUCACCGCGUGAAAUCUUUGCAGAAACAAUCAACAAGAAGGCCGAUGACGAGAAGGAAAUGUUCCGAGGCUUCAAGGAAAAGAUGCGGUUGAAGAAAGACGAGAGUGAAGCCCAGGACCAAACACACAGGACAAUCCUCAACCAGCAAGAGGAGACCCAGAAUUGGCAGUCAAUCAGCAAGGCAGCCACGGUGCUCAACGAGGUGAAAGACGUCCUGGACGAGCUCAACAUCCUGAGGGCAGCAUUGAUGCAACAACAGUCUGUUUGGAACGAACUGUUCAAAGGCGGAGCCGAGUUGAAAAGCGAGAGAGCUCCCACGUAUACUAUCCAACAGAUUGAUGAAAUGACCAAAAUCACGGAGGCCAUCCAGUUAUCUGUCAAGGAUAUUCUCGGCCUUGAACAGAACGGAAUCAAUAUCAUCGAGGCCUUUCUUUCCCGCGGCCAGGCAAAAGAAUCCAUCCAGCAAGGAAAAACCCUCAUGGUCUUCACCGUUAUCACCAUCUUCUUCGUCCCCAUGUCGUUCUUGACAUCCCUCUUUGCAUUGAAUGUGUCGUCCUUCCAACACGACCCCCAGAAUAAUCUGAUCUAUGAGCCCGGUUGGAUCUUCCCAAUUAUCUUCUGCACCUCCAUUGGACUAGGCCUGGUCAUCAUCUUCUUCGCCUUCUACUUCGACUACGCCAGGAAGACUUGGAACCACUUUGUCAAGGGAGGCGAUGGCGGCGGCCCUGUUGUCAGUCAUACAACCAGCACGACUAGUCUUGCACAGAAAGCACACGGCUCUGUGGUAUCUUAUUCCCAGCCUCCUGAGGUCCUAGAGAAGAAGUCUGGUGGAGAGGGAAUGUGGCGGUUGGGCUUCAACCAGAAGCGUGCGCCUUAUCAUAUUGUUUAGUCUGCUACUUCUCACUAGCUUAUCCUUUUACAAGAUCAUCAAUAGCAGGAUAGUAUGAAGAAAGAUUAGAUUCCAGUCAUCCAACAAAUACGCUUCGCCAAUAUAUACAAUUUCUAUACACCAACCCCAAAAUCCAAAUCUAAUCCAAAUCUAAACCAACGCCUCAUAU